This is a messenger RNA of Batrachochytrium dendrobatidis JAM81, 591 nucleotides long. RefSeq lists its product as uncharacterized. The coding region runs from base 78 to 509 and encodes 143 amino acids. The transcript has a single exon. Lineage: Eukaryota; Fungi; Chytridiomycota; Chytridiomycetes; Rhizophydiales. The record is from RefSeq and is a predicted model, not a curated record.
ACGUGGAAAAUAUCACCACACCCAAACUCGAUUUCCGCGUGGCUGUUGAUCGGUUUGAAUACCAAAUAGCAUCUAAUAUGUAUUGGGAAGAUGUGUAUGGAAUUGAUCGAGAAUCACCACAGAAUCAGUAUAUAGGAUCGCUUGAAGCAUCAAAUGGUCGAUGUGUAGUUUAUCCCAAUCGAUAUCAACACAAAGAACAAUCAUUUGAACUUGCAGAUCCAACUCAACCAGGACAUUGCAAGAUUUUGACAUUUUUUGUAGUGAAUCCAUCUCGUCGGAUUGUUUCGACUGCGCAUGUGGCUCCGCAACAACCACAAUGGUACAACUCGAGUCUUGACAAGACACCCAUACCGCCUGAACUGUGGAAUGAUGCCACGCAGUAUAUUCAAGGUGUUCAAUCACCAGCUGAGGCCAAACACUAUCGAGAUGAAUUGACAAGUGACCGAACUCAAAUCACAAGAGCAUACAACGAAUACAUAUAUGAACAGAAGUAUAAUCUUGAUCAUUGAUAAUUGAUUGUGAGGUUGUGAUUUAUACAACAAUGAGUUGCAAUGUCAGUCAGAUCUAUGCAAUUAAAUGGAUCGAAUAAAU